Mercenaria mercenaria is the source of this 2005-nucleotide messenger RNA. Its product is annotated as dipeptidyl peptidase 1-like. Lineage: Eukaryota; Metazoa; Mollusca; Bivalvia; Venerida; Veneridae. Gene Ontology annotation, molecular function: cysteine-type endopeptidase activity. Bases 408 to 1754 code for a protein of 448 amino acids. Gene Ontology annotation, cellular component: lysosome. The transcript has 7 exons. The record is from RefSeq and is a predicted model, not a curated record.
GGCUGAUAUACAGUAUGUCAGUAGACAUGUAUCUUUUGAAGGGGGCUCAUAUUUCACUACAUAUUUUCAUUUUGGACUCAUUUAGGAUAAAAACUAGGGUUUUUAUCAGUCUGGUCAUAUUUUUUGUACCAGGUCCGAUACUGGUAUCUGUGAUCAAAACCGGAAGUAUAUUAUUCUGACAGGACAAGUUUUGACUGCCGUUUUGACUGUUAUAAAAUUGUUACAAGGUCAAAGUUUGCGGACUAUAUAUAUAUUAGUAAUCUGUGUUCCAUGAUAAACACGACAUAACUCAUAUGACUGAUAAAAUGAACACGGGAUUUUAUCAUUUACAUGUAUUUGGUAUUAAAUCAGUACACCAGUGAAAUUUACUUUCGGUUUGCAAGGUAGCGGACAUUUAGCAGUUUAAGAUGAGAUAUUUAUCAGUAUUUUUCCUUUCCUUGGUUGUAUACAACUGCUAUGCGGACACACCUGCUAAUUGUACAUAUGAGGAUAUCAGAGGGACAUGGAUCUUCUCUUAUACACAGAUUGGAGGCGAUAACAAGAUCAACUGUAGCACGGAGACAGACUAUAAAUCCUCUAUUAAACUUACUCUUGAUUUCCCGGACUUUGCCGUGGACCAGUAUGGAAACACGGGGUAUUGGACAUUAAUAUAUAACCAAGGUUUUGAAGUUGUUAUUGGCGGGAAAAAGUGGUUCGCAUUUUCCUAUUACAAGAAGGAUGGUUCUACGGUAGAAAGUAUGUGUCAUCUAACAUUCCCCGGCUGGGUACAUAACACAGACGGUCGGUUUUGGGACUGUUAUACUGGUGAGAAACAAAUGACUACAGCCAUUCCAAAAGUAAACUUUGACGACAACAGUCCCAAACCGCCGAUAUUCAGGAAUUCGGAAACAUAUAUAUCAGCAAUUAAUGCAAACCAGACGAAAUGGAAGGCAACAAACUAUAAAAUGUUUGAAGGCAUGAAAGUAGCAGACGUGAUUCGAAUGGCGGGAGGGAAAAGAUCAGCUAAAGCAUUUCCAAGAUGUGCCCCAGUUAAAAAAGAACAUCGGAAAAUGUUGAAUAGUCUUCCAGCGCAAUUUGAUUGGAGGGACAGAAAUGGCGUUAAUUACGUUUCACCUGUGAGAAAUCAAGGGUCUUGUGGUAGUUGUUACGCAUUCGGGUCAAUGGCGCUGUAUGAGUCCCGUCUCCGUAUUGCUACUAAUAACACGCUACAAAAAGUUUUUUCCACACAGGAUAUAGUGAGCUGUUCACAGUACUCACAGGGUUGUGACGGAGGCUUUCCAUACCUCAUUGCUGGGAAAUAUGGACAAGAUUUUGGCAUAAUUGAGGAUGAGUGUUUCAAAUACACCGCAAAAGACACGCCAUGCAGGCUGACAUCUUGUAGACGCUACUUCACACGUGACUAUUACUACGUGGGUGGCUUCUAUGGCGCGUGCAACGAGCCACUAAUGAGGGCGGAGAUUGUUAAAAAUGGACCAAUCGCUAUAAGCUUCCAAGUGUAUAACGAUUUUGUCCAUUACAAGAGUGGUAUUUAUCACCAUGUUGAUGUUGGUUACAAGUUUAACCCGUGGGAGAUCACAAAUCACGUGGUACUUAUUGUAGGCUACGGUGAAGACCAAGGGACGCCGUACUGGAUCGUGAAAAAUUCCUGGGGUACAGAAUGGGGUGAGGAUGGCUACUUUAGAAUACGCCGUGGAAACGAUGAAUGUAGCAUUGAAAGCAUGGCGGUUGGAAUAGAAGUUGAUCCAAUGAUGUGAUCUAUUCGUACAAAAACAGUUUUGAAAUUGACAUUCUCUUGUUUUACUGUGAUAGUUGUAUUUCAAGUAAAGUUUAUACUUGUAAAUAUAAAGUUGUCCUCUAGCUGGAACAAAGAAAUGUGCUUUCACAAAAAUGCUUUGAAAGAGUGAGACUGUCAAGCUAAACUAGUAUUUGUUUUAUGGUAAAUGUUGGCAUUCAGUAGAUUCUAUUUGCUUCCGAAAUUUUCGACAUAAAAAGGAAAUUUAUUCGA